Pisolithus orientalis is the source of this 2081-nucleotide messenger RNA. Its product is annotated as amino acid/polyamine transporter I. Gene Ontology annotation, cellular component: membrane. Lineage: Eukaryota; Fungi; Basidiomycota; Agaricomycetes; Boletales; Pisolithaceae. The transcript has 12 exons. The record is from RefSeq and is a predicted model, not a curated record. The coding region runs from base 406 to 2055 and encodes 549 amino acids. Gene Ontology annotation, biological process: transmembrane transport. Gene Ontology annotation, molecular function: transmembrane transporter activity.
CUUAUAUUUAGCUCUUUGGUCAUGAUUCAGGUAUGGAAUUGACGAUGAACCUCUUCACACGUUUUGUGAUAGCCAGUCAGCAAGAUCCAGGCGCACGAACUUCGGCAAAAUGGAAGUGGACAUGUUACUCAUCGUCUGCUCCCACUUUCUCCGCGGCUAAGCACGCGAUACCUCGUGUGUUAUCCGUUGGAAGUCUAGCGAGUUGCGCAGGCCUGUCUCAAGUCCGGACGCCCACGAAUGUCAACGCGAGCGAUAAGGCCUGCCAACAUUGCCACACAGCCAGAAGCGUUCAGGGUCUUAUCUUUCACUACCCCAUAUUACUGGGUUGAUAGGAAGUGCCAGCGUCCUGACCCUCAUCUGAUUAUUCCUUCCUGUCCACUUCGAGCGCGCGCUCUGCAAGCCUAGAUGUCCGAAAGCGAGAAAUUCGACAGAGUCCCUUCCAAAGUCGACAAUGUUCACACCGAUCACUAUCCAGCUCUAAAUGCCGACGACGCCCUUCUGGCAGAGCUUGGCUACAGAGCCGAAUUUAAACGAGAGUUUUCGUUGCUCGAGACCAUAGCCUUCGCAUUUUCAAUCAUGGGGGUAGUCGCCUCAGUAACUUCGACGUUUUCGUUUCCCCUGGUCUCAGGUGGUCAUGUUGGCAUGGUCUGGGGAUGGCUAAUACCCUGUUUCUUCGUUAUGACUGUAGCUCUCUCUAUGGCUGAACUUGCAUCGUCCAUGCCUACUUCUGCAGGAUUAUAUUACUUUUCCGCGAAGCUUGCGCCUCCAAAGUGGGCUGCCCUAGCAAGCUGGAUUACUGGGUGGGCCAACAUCACUGGCCAGAUUACCCUUGUUUGCUCUAUCGACUUUACUUGCGCACAAAUGAUCGCCUCAGCGGUAACCGUGAGCACUGAUGGAGCUACCGUGUUGAGUGCAGGCGCUACAUACGGCAUCCUUCUGGUUAUAUUAUUUUGCCAUGGUCUCGUCUGCUCUGCCGCAACCAGCAUUCUGGCGAGGCUUAAUCUCUUCUAUGUAGUUAUAAACAUUGGGACAACUGUCGCUGCGAUAAUUGCCUUACUCGUUUGCUCGGGAGGCAACAAAGUGUCAACUAAGGAUGCCUUCACCCUUUUUGAGAAUAGCACUGGCUGGACCAACAAUGGCUGGGCUUUCCUCUUGGCAUUUACUGCACCUAUGUGGACCCUGACUGGAUACGAUUCCGCCGCCCAUAUUUCCGAAGAAGUUGCAGGAGCCGCGCGCAGUGCACCAAUUGCUAUCUUGCUCGGAGUUGCGGGUACACAGAUUCUGGGAUGGCUCCUACUUAUCGCUGCCUCGUUCGCUACUGUGUCAGUAGCGGACUUAUUGACAACCGACCUACCCCUGCCGUUGGGGCAAUUAUUUUUGAACGUGCUAGGGAAGAGAGGCAUGCUUGCUAUCUGGAGCUUAAUCAUCGUUGUUCAGUUUGUCACUGGGGCUGCACAGGGCGUUGACGCAUCGCGGGUUGUCUUUGCUUUUGCUAGAGACAAUGCUUUGCCCGGCUCACGAUGGUGGAAACAUAUCAACCCACGCACUCAAACCCCUGUUAAUGCUGUGUGGUUUGUUAUUACGAGUUCGGCUCUGUGCGGUCUUCUGGGCUUCUCGACAACAGCGUUAACGUCCCUCGCAGGAGCAUCCGUCAUUGGUCUCUAUGUCUCGUAUGCCGCACCAAUCCUUCUACGCAUUACAUCUGGGCGGGACAAAUUCGUUCCAGGCGUUUUCUCGCUUGGUAAAUGGUACUUCCCCAUUGGCGCUAUCGCAGUUACUUGGGUUACAUUUAUCGUUGUGCUCCUUUUCUUCCCUCCUGCUCAAAAUGCGACUGCCCUCGAUAUGAAUUAUGCAGUAGUCAUUAUCAUGGGAGUGUUUGCUUUCGCAUCGCUCUCGUGGGUUUUGUCGGCCCGUAAUUGGUUCACUGGGCCUAUUAAGACCGUCGAUGAGCCUACGUCAUCCGUAGACGGGAAAUGGGUCCGUAGAGUAGACUUAAUUUGUUUGUGCAACAUUUGUGGGCAUUCCGGGCUAACGCCGUCUACGCUGGAACGAUAGUCAUUCCUCAUCGGGGUUUGGCGGUG